This is a messenger RNA of Gaeumannomyces tritici R3-111a-1, 1129 nucleotides long. RefSeq names its product ARP2/3 complex 21 kDa subunit. Gene Ontology annotation, biological process: Arp2/3 complex-mediated actin nucleation; regulation of actin filament polymerization. Gene Ontology annotation, cellular component: Arp2/3 protein complex; cytoskeleton. The transcript has 2 exons. Gene Ontology annotation, molecular function: actin filament binding. Lineage: Eukaryota; Fungi; Ascomycota; Sordariomycetes; Magnaporthales; Magnaporthaceae. The coding region runs from base 440 to 1018 and encodes 192 amino acids. The record is from RefSeq and is a predicted model, not a curated record.
CUAAAGCAGGGAAAAGGCUUGGCUGCUGAAGGUCGCGGGAUAGGUACCUAGGUAGUCCUGUGUUGGCCAUCUCGAAGGGGCAAAGAAGGCAAAAAAGGCCAACAGAGCAUCGGUGAAGAAAGCCCAAAGCGGCGAAACGACAGAGAGAUGGACCAAACCGCCGAGCACACUUGAACCGAAUGCAUGAAGGUCGCUGGUGGAAUGCAAGGCACAAUGGAUAGAGGAACUCGAAUUGACGCCUGAUAUCCAAGGCACCGAACAAUACCGCCCCACACGCCAGACGUCAGAGCAAGGCAGACCCCACCAAAGCCGGCCGACCAGCUUAGCUCGAUCAGUCCCGGCCAGAGACCGGAAGCAACCCAUCACGUCGAUAAAGCCGCCCGACCACACCCUCCGCCACCCUCCCCCCCGGCAACAACCCCCCCGCAACACCCCAAAAAUGCCGGCCUACAACUCCGUCUUCAACGCCGACGCCGAGCAGCGGCUAAUCGGCAACUUCCCGCUGCUGCCGCUGCGCACCAAGACGCGCGGGCCCGCCUACACGCUCCCUUUUCCCAACCCGCCCCUGCCGGCGGCCGAGUCGCCCGAGCCCGACAGCGAGAGCUACGACGCGCUUGACGAGGUGCUGCUGCUCUUCCGCGCAAACACCUUCUUCCGCAACUUCGAGAUCCAGGGCCCCGCAGACCGCCUCCUCGUCUACGGCAUCUGGUUCGUCAGCGACUGCCUGACCAAGAUCAAGCCGGGCGCCUCGCUGAGGGAGGCCACCAAGGAGGUCCAGAACAUCGCCCUCGACCUCAACUUUGCCAUCCCCGGCGACCCGGGCUUCCCGCUGAACCAGAUGUACGAACCCCCUCGCGACAGGCAAGACGGCGAGCAGCUGCGCCAGUACAUGGCCCAGGUCCGGCAAGAGCUCGCCACGAGAUUACUAGCCAGGGUGUACGAGGAGGGCGGUGACGGGAAGCCGAGCAAGUGGUGGCUCAGCUUCACCAAGCGCAAGUUCAUGGGCAAGUCGCUGUGAUGGCGGCUCGCCGAUAGCACGGACGCCAUUGGAAGGGGGAUGGCCGGGCGGGCGGGCUAAUUGUUACAAGCAAUGGGUUUUUUUUAUGGACAGCACUUGCGGCGCAUAUAG